Molecule: messenger RNA, 1638 nt
Organism: Trichobilharzia szidati
Lineage: Eukaryota; Metazoa; Platyhelminthes; Trematoda; Strigeidida; Schistosomatidae
Source: the annotation of a GenBank genome assembly
AUGCAGACUGGUGGACCCUUAAUUGUUCUCAACCGAGCAGCCAGGGGUGAGCAGGGAAAGUCAGUUCAGCUGGCUAAUAUUGAGGCUGGGAAGACCGUCGCAGAUGUUAUACGAACAUGUUUAGGUCCACGAGCAAUGCUAAAAAUGUUAAUGGAUCCCAUGGGUGGUAUUGUCAUGACAAAUGACGGCAAUGCAAUAUUGAGAGAGAUAACAGUUGAACAUCCAGCUGCUAAAUCUAUGAUUGAAAUCGCACGCACUCAAGAUGAGGAAGUCGGUGACGGUACCACAUCAGUUAUCAUUUUAAGUGGUGAGAUGCUGGCAGUGGCUGCUCCAUGUUUAGAAAAGCAAAUACACGCAACGAAAAUCAUAUCUGCAUUCAGAAGUGGUCUUGAUGACAUGCUUGUUUCACUUCGUGAGAAAUUAAGUAUUCCAUGUGACGUAACGAGUGAGAGUGAGGUGCUGAAAAUCAUCAAGAGUUGUGUCGGUACAAAAUUCAUCAAUCAAUGGUCUGACCUAGCUUGCAAAAUCGCCUACGAUGCUGUUAAGAUUGUAACAGUAGAUAUUGAUGGCCGCAAAGAAAUCGAUAUCAAACGCUAUGCAAAAGUAGAGAAAAUUCCCGGCGGCUCUACUGAAGAUUCCGUUGUUCUUGAUGGCGUUAUGUUUAAUAAAGAUGUCGUGCAUCCUCGUAUGGCGAGAAGGAUAGAAAACCCCAGGAUCUUGCUUAUGGAUUGUAAUCUGGAAUAUAAGAAAGGGGAAAGUCAAACGACUAUGGAAAUAAGUGAUGACAAGGACUUCACUCGUGCUUUAGAAAUAGAGGAGUCGUGCAUCAAGGAAAUGUGUGAUCAUAUUAUACAAUUCAAACCAGAUGUUGUUAUAACUGAAAAAGGAGUUAGCGAUCUGGCGCAACACUUCCUUAGCAUGGCUAAUAUAUCAGUUAUCAGGCGACUGCGAAAAACAGAUAACAUGCGCAUAGCUAGAGCCAGCGGUGCUACCAUUGUCAAUAGACCAGAAGAAAUCAAGGAAGAGGAUAUUGGUCUCCAAGCCGGUCUUUUUGAAGUGAAAACCAUAGGAGAAGAGUACUACACAUUCAUCACAAAAUGCAAGAACGCAAAAGCAUGCACAAUUAUUCUUAGGGGUGCCAGUAAGGAUGUACUCAAUGAAGUUGAGCGCAACCUGCAGGACGCUAUGAGUGUAGCUCGUAACGUUAUGCUUGAACAAAGAUUGGUUCCCGGUGGUGGUGCUAUUGAAAUGGCUUUAGCCCAAGAAUUGACUGAAAAAUCGAAAACAGUCGAUUCUGCUGUCCAGCAAAUGGUGUAUUUAGCAAUGGCUCAAGCUUUAGAGGUGAUACCUAGAACACUAGCUAAAAAUUGUGGUGCUAACGUGCUCCGCUUAAUCACAGAACUACGUGCGCGUCAUGCUACUGACCCUGCAAAAUAUUGGACAUGGGGUGUAGAUGGAGAAACUGGACGACUUGCUGAUAUGAAAGACUUGAAAGUUUGGGAUCCCUUGGCAGUUAAGUCACAGACCUUGAAAACCGCUAUUGAGACGGCAAUAUUACUUUUACGUAUCGAUGAUGUGGUUUCUGGUGUGAAAAAACAAUCGGGAGACAAUGCCCCAGCUCCUCCAGCUACUGAAUGA